Messenger RNA from Aspergillus pseudoviridinutans, 192 nucleotides. RefSeq lists its product as uncharacterized. Bases 1 to 192 code for a protein of 63 amino acids. The transcript has 2 exons. Lineage: Eukaryota; Fungi; Ascomycota; Eurotiomycetes; Eurotiales; Aspergillaceae. The record is from RefSeq and is a predicted model, not a curated record.
AUGGAAGCUGAGACGAAGAAGGAGACUCUGGAGAAGAUCGACGCGUCUUUUGGUGAUAAGGUUAUUCUUCUUGAGGACCAGGGUGAAGAGCAAGGCGAGGGCGAACAGGAUGAGGAUGAGGAUGUGAAGAAAGUCAAGUCAAAUUCUCAGCGAAUUGAGGUGGCUGUGGCUGGAAGAGAUGAUUCUGUUUAA